AUGAAUCAACCAAGACCAGCUGCCGCAAAUCAACCAAAACCUGGGCAAGGAAUAUCACCUUUGGCAAAUCUCGGAAAGGAACAAUUAGCCAUUACAGAUAUGAGGUAUGAGAUUUUGGAUAGAGAAAUCAAUAGAUUGGGAUUGUUGAUGGAGCAACUGGUUGAUGCUUCCCGAGUGAUGGACCCCAAUCCAAUUUCAACGAAAUAUGUUAACAAAACUCAAAACGAAAAGGAUGAAUUACAACUAUCUGUAACUGCAGCAUCCAUGGCUGAUGCAUGCCAAAAUCUUCUCCGACUCACAUCAGAUUUGCAAAAUAGUUAUUUAUUUUUUGAUUUUGAUCGGAUAGAAAAGACACAAGCAAAUUAUUUGAUUUAUUUGGAGAAGCAAAACAACAGCGAACAAUCUCAACCUUCUCAACAAAUGUAA
Molecule: messenger RNA, 426 nt
Organism: Naegleria lovaniensis
Lineage: Eukaryota; Heterolobosea; Eutetramitea; Acrasida; Naegleriidae
Exons: 1
Coding region: 1-426 (141 amino acids)
Biological process (GO): regulation of transcription by RNA polymerase II
Cellular component (GO): mediator complex
Molecular function (GO): transcription coregulator activity
Source: RefSeq, a predicted model, not a curated record